Messenger RNA from Zalophus californianus (California sea lion), 1896 nucleotides. It is a transcript of the gene MIS18A, whose product is annotated as MIS18 kinetochore protein A. The coding region runs from base 37 to 750 and encodes 237 amino acids. Lineage: Eukaryota; Metazoa; Chordata; Mammalia; Carnivora; Otariidae. Gene Ontology annotation, biological process: chromosome segregation; CENP-A containing chromatin assembly. The record is from RefSeq and is a predicted model, not a curated record. Gene Ontology annotation, cellular component: chromatin; chromosome, centromeric region; nucleus. The transcript is spliced from 5 exons.
UCCCGUGGCGCUCCGCGGCGCGGGAGAUUUGCAGGAAUGGCGGGCGUUUGGUCAUCUAGUUGUUGCAAAGGAUGUUCUUCUACUAGCUGUGCGUGUGGCGGUGACAAGGGCAAGUGGGGCGACUCCUCUCUGUUGGGCAGGCGGCUCUCGGAAGACUCGAGCCGUCACCAACUGCUGCGGAAGUGGGCAAACAUGUGGAACUCCGUGAGCGGGGACGCGUCGGUGCCCUGUGUAGAGGGGACGCGGCGCGAGGAGGCUGCAGACCCCGCCGAGGAGGAGGACAGGCCGCUGGUGUUUCUGUGCUCCGGCUGCAGGCGGCCGCUGGGCGACUCGCUGAGCUGGGUGACGAGCCAGGAGGACACCAACUGCAUCUUGCUGCGCUGUGUUUCCUGUAAUGUUUCUGUGGAUAAAGAACAGAUACUAUCCAAACGUAAAAAUGAAAAUGGUUGCAUUCUGGAGGCUCUAUCCUGCACAGGAUGCUCACUCAGGCUUGGCUACAUAUACAGGUGCACACCCAAGAAUCUAGAUUACAAGAGAGACUUGUUUUGCCUCAGUGUUGAAGCCAUUGAAAGUUAUAUUUUAGGGUCCUCGGAAAAGCAAAUAGUGUCAGAAGAUAAAGAACUUUUUAAUCUUGAAAGCAGAGUUGAAAUAGAAAAGUCUCUAAAGCAGAUGGAAGAUGUUUUGAAAGCAUUACAAACGAAGCUGUGGGAGGUUGAAUCAAAAUUGUCCUUUCCCAGUUGCAAAAGCUGAAAUCUCUUCCAAGUGUCCCGCUCUGGACUCCCUGCUGAUGGACACUUCUUUCAUAUGUAGCAAUUCUGGUUAUCAUUUGAUUUCACCUAGAAUGGAAGGAAUUCUCAAUGCCCGUAUGUAUAUGUGGUAUUCUCUUGUAUUGAUCAAGUGAGAAGAAUUGUAGAAUUACUUCUAUGAUAUAGUCAGUGGUAAAGAAAUGGUUGUUUCCUGAAGUUGAAUUUCAAAGCCAUUUUAUGAUACUUGCUGAAAUUGGAAUUUAGUAGUUUUUGCUUUGAUAAGAAACUGCCAUGAUUUUCUGAACUGUUAUCUCUGUAUCGAAUUCAUUAUUCCAUUUCCUUUAAAAAAAUUCAUUCACCUUUAAUACUUUGGGAAAUACUUCAUACUGAAUGGCAUGAAAAUCUUAGAGGUUUUUCCACCCACUGUGUGAUUGAAUCUCUCUGAAAACAGAAGCAUAAAGCUCUCUGAAGAAACUGGUCCGUUGAAUUACUUGUCAGAACUGUUUGAAAACUUGCAUAGGAGCAGAAUAGCAUGUAUUCUGGUGGUAGUAGAAUUCCACUUGAUCUGUUUGUUUACUACUCUGUGCCCCCCAAAGUCUGGAGUAAUAUUUGCCAAAGAGACUAGUAGUCAUCUCUGCAGGUGGGAUUCUGGGGAAUUUUCAGUCUUCUAUAAUGUGAGGCUUAUAGUAAGCAUGUGCUAUUUUUUAAAAUCGGGGGAGAAUAAAGAUUAAGACAAAGUAUUUUAAGAUUGAUUUUUACAAAACUGAGUUGUGGUAUUUAACUGAACUCAGAAAUCCUGAUGCCAUGACUUCCACACACUUAACCUGCUGUGGAAAGCCUGCUCAGGCGCAUAAAUGUAACCCCAGAUUUCUCCAGGCACCUUUCUGUUUUUGGGUACGGAUGAGGCUAUAUAACAUUAGUACUCAGUAUGUAUGAGUAACUCAACUCAGUUUCUGCUCAGAAGUUCCCUAAUUAUUUCUGAGAAUACUUAAAGGUAUCCUAAAAGAAGGUCCUCAGUCAAACCAACUGACUCAUUGACAGUUAGUGAGUUAUUUUUCUUUUUUUUUUUUUUAAAGAUUUAUUUAUUUAUUUGAGAGAGAGAAUGAGAUAGAGAGAGAGAACAUGAGAGAGGGGAGGGUCAGAGGGAGAA